UUUCACAAAAUUUUUAGCUUGCGGGAUUGUUAUUCAAUAGUAAAAAUGUUGCAUCUUCAUAAAAACCGUAUUUUUACGCGUUCGAUAUUUACCAGUGCUCGCCGGCUCAACGAAGAUAAGUCGGAAAACCCACGAUUGGCUCGUAUCAAGAGUGAAAUCGAACAGGACAAAAAGAAACUGCUGUGGCGCACACCAAUGAGCGAACACCCGGACACCUUCCAAAGCAGUUUCAAACUGUUCGCCUCCACUAAUCGGAACGCGGAGCUGAUUGAAAGGAUGCAACAGCCAGUCGACCUGACCCCUUCCGGCAUCAAAAAAUGGUGGCAAGCCCGAAAAGAUGGAACCGAAGCGUACAUGCAGAAAUUCAUCCCGGAACGGCAUAGUACUCUGGGCGAGGAUUUGGCAUCGGCGCAUUUUGUAGUGCACAGAGGUGGUUCCGUGAGGUUUCGCGGUCAAAAGGAAUGGAUCCAGAUGGACAAGGAAGAAGACUACAAUCUACCAACCAAUUUCGUGCCAAAUUUGGUACUGGAAGAGAUCAAAUGCGACAACAUGAAUCUAUUCUACGAAGGGUUGGAGAAUAUCCGACGGUUACGCUACCUCAAACAUCUGUCGUUUGAAAAUGUAGCAAAAUUCGACGAUUGGUGUUUGGACAGAGUAUCCGGCAGUUCAUUUCCCGCAUUAGAGGUGCUGAAUCUUCGAAGAACGGCUGUUACAGACCGGGGCCUGCACUGCCUCUACCGGUUACCAAGUUUGAAAGUCGUAGUGGUGGACAAUCCCGAAAAGAAUAUCAUGUGGAAAAUGAUGGUUUCUUUGCUCGAGGAAUGGAAUCCACAAAUAACGGUAAGAGCAUCUUAUUAGGAAGUAUGGAAUAUAUGUCUAGUCAGGACCACGUCUGAGCAUGGUUGCAAUGCGAAGCAUAA
Aedes albopictus (Asian tiger mosquito) is the source of this 920-nucleotide messenger RNA. RefSeq lists its product as uncharacterized. The record is from RefSeq and is a predicted model, not a curated record. Lineage: Eukaryota; Metazoa; Arthropoda; Insecta; Diptera; Culicidae. The coding region runs from base 46 to 858 and encodes 270 amino acids. The transcript has 2 exons.